Messenger RNA from Aspergillus pseudotamarii, 642 nucleotides. RefSeq lists its product as uncharacterized. NCBI's taxonomy places the organism in Eukaryota, Fungi, Ascomycota, Eurotiomycetes, Eurotiales, Aspergillaceae. The record is from RefSeq and is a predicted model, not a curated record. Bases 280 to 582 code for a protein of 100 amino acids. The transcript has a single exon.
CUAAUAGUGUGUACAAGAAUGAUGUUCUUCAGAUAUGAAAACAAUCGUUUAUCGUCAACAACCCCUUACCGUAGUAGGGAUUUCAGGGCUUGACUCUAUGAUUGGUAUAUCAUCAUGCGAACAGUGAAGUAAACAGCAAGACGAGAUGUAAACAAGGGAGUCCGGCCCCUGCGACAGGGCUUCUGUGCUCGGCUCCAUGUGAAGCCAACACGGUGCACCGCUUUACCAUAAGCUACAGACUCUGGAAGAUAAAAAAGAAGUGAACUCCUCGCCUCAAGAAUGAGCCCCAUUGAGUUACCCAGUCCCUGCAAGGGAACCAGGCAAUCGCAUGACUAUCCAAACACGACGAAUGGCAACCCAGAUAAACCCCUCUCCGGCACCCAGCUAUACCACCAUUGUUUCCACCAUGGAAGGCGUCGGAUACAAACAGGAUACCGGGAGGGAAUAGGGCAGUCAGCCGCUAUCGAAUUGCUUCUAUGGCGGCGCGUUUCCGCAAUGCCUGACCGAUAUGAAGGUCAGGAUGUCCGGGGACUUUCUCCCAAAGCCAUUGCCUCUCUUGAGGAGAGGAGAAUAUCCCGCUAAGAAUAUUCUGUGUGUGAGCUUUGAAUGCGAUCCUUUGAGCGAGAAGUUGGAGAGAGAAAG